AUGGAUAGAAAGUACAAAAAGUAUGACCCUCUCAAAAUGGCACAUAAUGUUAGGAAAGUUUAUUACAUUCCUUAUCCUUCAAUUCAACCAAGUAAACGAGGAUGGUAUGUUAUAAUCAAGUCUAGUCCAAUGGGUUAUAUUGAAUCUGACGGUGUAAUGGAAGAUGAUGUUGCAUACCAAGAUGAUGAGAUUUCACCAAUUAAUGGGGUAAUUGAAAUUGAGAAGAUUACAAGUUUGGGUGAUACUGUAGUUGUGGGUCAACAAGUUGACGUAACUAUUUUAUUGUCAGCAAAUCAUGUGGAAGAAGAGCAAGAAGAUUCAGGAGACUCUGAAGACAAUAAUAUCAUAUCUAAUGAAGACAAUGAUGAUUACGAUGAUGAAUAA
This is a messenger RNA of Lathyrus sativus (Indian pea), 384 nucleotides long. The record is from the annotation of a GenBank genome assembly. NCBI's taxonomy places the organism in Eukaryota, Viridiplantae, Streptophyta, Magnoliopsida, Fabales, Fabaceae.